GUUUUGUUGCUGUUAUUUUCCCUCUGACGUUGUUUCUGUUGUUUCACGCCGACUUUUUAUGGUUUUCAGGUUGCCAUUGAUGUCCAAUAUCGUCCUUGGGCCGGGAUGGCUGAUCUACCUGAGGCCUUGCGUCUUUCUGCGCACCGCACCAUUUUGGUUGGUACCGGACGCUUUGUCUGGUAUUUGGGGGAGCGAGUCGUUCGUAAGCAUAGUGGCGAUCGUUUUGUGGUGCCCUCAUCUCCACCAGAGUUGAUGCUGGACUCACGCUUGAUCAGAGAGUUGAUCAACAGGGGAGAGCGCUAUACUUUUCCAUGGCAGGAGCUUGUACACAUGGAGAGUGACUAUGCGCGGGAUUUGCUUCCCUCUCUGGCUUCCCCACCCCGUCUUCCUGAGACGACUAUUCGCCCUGUGGGGAGGAUCGAGAUUCCUCCUCAGUCUGUUCUCUAUCUAGGGCCGAUUGGUAUCACAGAGGACCAUAUUGCUGACGCGCCAGAGGGUUACAGACAGGCGCAGGAGUCUCUGCCCGAGGUCUUUGAGCCGGUGAGUUCUCUUGGAUGCAUUAUUCAUCCUUUUAACAUUGUUUGUUACUGACUUUUCAUUGUUUUAUCCUCAGCCUAACCGCCCGGAGAUGAUGAGACUAAUGAAGCUGGUUGACGCCCUGAAGUAUUGCAUC
Chenopodium quinoa (quinoa) is the source of this 673-nucleotide messenger RNA. RefSeq lists its product as uncharacterized. The coding region runs from base 106 to 591 and encodes 161 amino acids. NCBI's taxonomy places the organism in Eukaryota, Viridiplantae, Streptophyta, Magnoliopsida, Caryophyllales, Amaranthaceae. The record is from RefSeq and is a predicted model, not a curated record. The transcript is spliced from 2 exons.